Lycium ferocissimum is the source of this 893-nucleotide messenger RNA. RefSeq lists its product as uncharacterized. The record is from RefSeq and is a predicted model, not a curated record. The transcript has 2 exons. NCBI's taxonomy places the organism in Eukaryota, Viridiplantae, Streptophyta, Magnoliopsida, Solanales, Solanaceae. Bases 220 to 594 code for a protein of 124 amino acids.
UCUCUCUUUCCCUCUUAACGUUUUUGAGGUCUCUCUCUCUCUAAACCUAAUACACCGUCGACGUUACCAACAGUGCAGGGAGUCACCGUCGUCGUCGUCCACACCCAGAACCACCGCUGCCGUCGCCAGUUAUCAUCAACAUUUGAGAAUCAAUAUCAACAUUCAAAGGCGGAGUUUCUUCGUACUCAGCCACCCAACACAGAGCUGACAGAAGAACAAAUGGAGGAAAGGUGGCUUGAGAGUGUUGGUGGUCCCACUAGGUUUGGCACAGCUUACGGAAUGCCACAUCGUGCAUUUCGUCAGUACCGGUCGCCCCUGGAAGGCCUACAUUCUUCCAAUACCGAGUCGUUCGAUAGAGUGAGUGCUAUGGCCAUGGAGCAAAAGAUUGCUGAGCUAUCUAGCCAGCUACAGGCCUCAGAGGAAAGGGAGAGGCGGAGGGACGUGCAGUUUGACGGUAUGAGGGCCCAAUUAGACGCUAUACUUGCUUCGAGGGGGAUUCCCUCGUGUCCUGAUGAUGCUCGUAACCCCCAUACUCAAUCUAGUGGUGCGGCUGAUGAUGGGACUCAUGUGUCAAACACGCAAAGGCAUGUUUGAAUGUUAAUGUUGUGGUGGAUUUGUGGAUUUGCGAGGGGUGAAGUAGUCUAAUGUUGUAGACUAACUUAGUGUAGACUAGUUUAAUAUUUUGUGGAUGUUUACAAAUGUUGAAGUAGUUUAAUGUUGUUUUGAUGUUUGCGAAGGUUGAAGUAGCUUAAUUAAUGUCUCUUGUGAAUGUUUGAUUGACGUUUUUAUUCAACUUUGAAGUAGUUUCGAAUUGAAUUUGAUGUUUUGGUGGUUGUAAUAUAUGUGUUGUAAUAGUAGCUUAUUGUUUUAUGUAUUUAUAGUAGUUUGGUGUA